CAAGUCAAGAUGGCCUCAAGAGUAACAGAUCAACCACUCCUGCAAAAGAUCAGCCACAGACAUCUUGAGUGUCAAAUCUGCAUGGAGCGCUUCAAGGAGCCCAAAAUGCUGGAGUGUUUUCAUUCAUUUUGUCUGGAAUGCCUUCAACACCUAGCAGAGACUAACCCAACUAGUCCAACACUAAUAUGCCCAUUGUGUCGAAGUCAAACUUCCUUGACUAAAAACAGAGUUUCUCAACUUUGUUCGGACUUCAAAAUGACUUCUUUGUUGGAUGAAAUAAGAGAGCAUGAGACUGAAUUACAAAGUCUACAAGAAAUUCAACCACCUGGCAGAAAGGAAUCCGUUUCUAAAUGUAGCAAGCAUACUGGCAAGGAUGUUAUCAUGUACUGUGACUCAUGCAAACAGUUGAUAUGCACAACUUGCAUUGCUAAGGACCACAAAAUGCAUCCUGCCACUGAACUCAAUGAGGUUGUUGACAACUACAAGAAGAAAGCCAAUGAAAUAUUAGCAGCAGUAGCACAACAUCACAUAACUUUUAAGAUUGCUAUGGAAGACAUAGGUAUGUCUCGCAAGACAUUAGAUUCUAUGUUUGCUGCCACCAAAGCACAGAUCUCCAAGAAGACAGAUGAGAAGAUUGCCAAAGAGGUUGCACGGAUGAGACAGGAAGAGAACAACCUGAUGUUGGAGUUAGCCCAGACUUAUGAAGACAAAGCCACACAAAUAGAAACUGCACUUACAACAAAUAACACCGAAAUGACAAAAGCACAGAAUAUGCAAGUUACAGUUAGUCAACACAUAUAUAAAGUGAACUUCAGUGAGAACCUACAACUGAUAGAGAAACUCUUGCAAGACCUCAAAGACUACACAGAGAUACAGCCCAAACAAGUGACCAGCGAACUGACUUGUUUUGACUUUGAAGGUGAUCAGAAAACAUUCGAGAGACUGAGAAUCAAAGAAGAACAGAAACUAGGAGCAGCUUCUGCUUCAGAUACAACAUGCAAACCCAAGACAAAACUGACAUGGACACUGAAAACAGAAAUAACCAGAUAUAAGAACAGAGAUAAACAAAUACAAAACAUAUGCGCAUCGAAGGCGGCUUCCUACUGCAAUAGCGACAUUGUCAUCUGUGAUUUAAAGAGCAGCAUCUUGAUCAAAAUAUCAGUCGACAGCAGAGCCCAAUCAAAGGUCCUCCCAAAAGAGCUGUCGAUUGAAGGUCUCAUUCAUCCUAGAAGAGUGACUGUGAACAAGAAAGAUGAGCUCAUUGUUGUAGACAACACAGAAGUUAAGAUCUUCAAUAGAAAAUAUAAGUGUCUCAAUUGUUUCACACUGAGUGGACAGCCAACGAUCCAGCCAUCAUGUAUAGCAGUGGAUGACAAUAAUCACAUAGCAGUGGGAUAUGUACAUGGAGAAAUCUCGCUGUACAGACAAGAUGGAUCCCUUAUAAAUACAUUGCUGGCUCAAGGGAUCGGUGGAUUCUUAACUAUCCACAAACAGCAACUCAUCUACACCAACUGGGAUGACAAGAAGUUAGUAUCAAUUGGCUACAAUGGUGACAUUAUAUUCUCAGUAGAUAUCAAUCAUAACAUGUUGCCUCGUGGUUUAUGUUGCGACAAGGAUGGUAGCAUCUAUGUUGCUGCGUGGGAUAAGCUAUCACCAUCAGGUGACAUCCACCAUUACAAUCCUGAUGGCAAGUACAUCGGAUGUAUCAUUAAGGGCUGUGUUCAUCCAAAUGGUAUAACAUUCACACCAGCUGGUGAUCUGGUUGUGGCUACGUAUGCAUCAGUUAAAAUAUACAAACAGGAGUAA
Molecule: messenger RNA, 1806 nt
Organism: Asterias rubens (European starfish)
Lineage: Eukaryota; Metazoa; Echinodermata; Asteroidea; Forcipulatida; Asteriidae
Product: probable E3 ubiquitin-protein ligase MID2
Exons: 1
Coding region: 10-1806 (598 amino acids)
Biological process (GO): positive regulation of DNA-templated transcription
Cellular component (GO): chromatin; nucleoplasm
Molecular function (GO): ubiquitin-protein transferase activity; zinc ion binding
Source: RefSeq, a predicted model, not a curated record